AUGGAUAAACAUCCCGACAAAGUGGUGCUCUCACAGGUUGGCUCGUUCUAUGAGUUAUAUUUCGACCAGGCAGUGGAGUACGCACCACCGAUGGGACUCCGGGUAGCUCUCAAGCGAGCAGGAAAGGGCAAGGUGCAUAUGGCGGGGUUCCCGCUCAACAGUCUACCGAAAUAUGUGGAGAUAUUAGUCGGGGAGAUGCAUAAAUCAGUGGUAAUCGUGGACCAGGUGGAGCGGCCAUAUACCGAAGCGGCCAAUGAAAUGAAGUUUGACCGGCGGGUGAGUCGCAUCAUCUCGCCGGGCACACUCCUCGACGAGACACUCCGCGACUUCCAGGAGAACAACCACAUUCUCCUCAUCAACUUUACGAAACACGACUUCCACUCUUCCGCAGGCGCUUAUGAGGUCAAGGUGGGGCUCGCAUGGGCCGAUUUGGGGCUUGGCACCUUCCAUUCCCAGGAAACCAGCAUGAAAAAGCUCCUCGCAGACGUAACACGGAUCGCGCCAAAAGAAAUUGUGAUUGACGAGCGGUUUGAACGCGACAUAGCGACAAGCACGCGUGACGAGAUCCAAGAGUUACAACGCUACUACACUACCUAUACCAAGCUCUCAGGCGGUGAGGUAGUUCUCCACUACGACAACUUUGCCGCCAGCCGCCGUGAGUUGGCAAAUCACUUCCAAGCGCUUGCCCGCACGGAGUGCGUCGCGGUGGCGUACCUCGCGGCGCACUUGGCAAACAUUCUCCCCCACACACGGCUCAACUUUGAGCUUCCAACGCACGAGGUGUCGGACGACACAGUGCAGAUCGACGCGCGCACGAGCGAGACGUUGGAGCUCGUCAGCAGUAUCCGCACGCGCAGCGCUGUGGGGUCGUUGUUCUCCUGCAUCCGCCGCACCGUGACCCAAUCCGGCACACGCAUGCUCAAGGCAUGGAUGUUGGCCCCGUCCACGCAAUUGGACGAGAUCAGGUACCGGCAGAAGCUUGUAGCGGUAUUCGAGGCGUGCGAGUUCCUGCGGAUCCGAAUUACCGGUCACUUAGCACAAACACACGAUCUCUCGCGCAUCGUCCAGAGCGUGUCGCUCGACCGCUCCAGUCCGAUCGACUUGGUCUACCUCGCACAUACGCUCCAGUACGCGGCGCACAUCCGGGACCUUCUCGCUGCGUGCACGACCGUAAAACACGGGGAUGCCAUCAUCCCGCUCUUACAGAAACUCCAGGUCCCGGAAGAGCUUGCAGAAGACAUUUUGAACACCGUUGAUGAAUACGCGUUGGUCCAGCGGAUCAACGAGGAAAGGGGUGAGCCUGACAUCGAAGCCCCCGAAGAGGAGAUAGAACAAAAUGAGAUGCGGCAGUGGAUCAUCCGCCCAGAACACUCUCACGCCUUGACACAAGCCCACGCCCGUCUCGCGGCAUUGUCACAAACGAAGCAGGACCUAGAGACCGAAUUGCGGGCCAGCUUCAAUAGCGUGGUAUUCAAAUGCAUGCCCCGCUACGGUCACUUUGUCGCGUUGCGCGGCACCAGGGGCCAGAUCGCGGCACUUGAGGACUCCCUUGCGGCGUACGACCAUUCCGUGGUGCGCGCGGUGCUGGGAAACACGGUCUGGGUGCGUCUCACCCCUGCGGUAGAGAUCGAGGAGAAUAUUUUGCGACACGUUGCCGAGAUCGAAGAGCUCGAAAAAGAGGUGCUCCGUCAGUUGCGCUCCGUCAUCGAGGAAAAGAUCCCCGAGCUCAGAAAUCUCCACCAUGUGCUCGACUACAUUGAUGUCACAACCUCCUUCGCCGUCUUGGCACACGAAAAACACCUCACGCGUCCAAAGAUGACUGCUACUCGGCAGUUGGACAUUGUCGGGGGUAGACAUUUGGUCGUGGAGGAGGGUCUUCAGACCCAGCUCAAAGAGUUUACCGGAAACGACUGCACCCUCUCGCCCAAGGACCACUUGUGGGUGAUCUCGGGGCCCAACAUGGGUGGAAAGACCACGUUUCUCAGGCAAAACGCGAUCAUCGUGCUCUUGGCCCAAAUGGGCUCAUACGUCCCAGCGACCCGUGCCACCAUUGGCAUCGUGGACAAGAUCUUUACGCGCGUGGGUUCGGGGGACGAUUUGUUCCGCGAAAUGAGCACGUUCAUGGUGGAAAUGGUCGAGACCAGUAUGAUCUUGAACGGCGCCACCAAGCAUUCCUUGGCCAUCAUGGACGAAGUUGGCAGGGGCACGAGCGGAAAGGAAGGAUUGGCCAUUGCCUUUGCCACCAUGGUCCACCUCCAGGAGAAAAACAAGUGUCGCACGUUGUUUGCCACGCACUUUGCCAAAGAGCUCAGCGACCUUCUUGCCCAGAGAGGCCUGGCGAAGGGAGUUUCCUUCUACAAAACAGAGGUGACGGAGCUCCAGCCAAAGCGCGGACCGUCCCACUUGUUGAGCUUUGACCACAAGUUACGCAAAGGCGUUUCUGAAAACUCGUACGCCAUAAACGUAGCUGCGUCCGCCGGGUUUCCCAAGUUUGGGCUCAAAGUAGCUGAAGAGGCCCUCCAUGGAUUCAAGGCCCGCGGGGUUCUCUAG
Molecule: messenger RNA, 2550 nt
Organism: Babjeviella inositovora NRRL Y-12698
Lineage: Eukaryota; Fungi; Ascomycota; Pichiomycetes; Serinales
Product: mismatch repair ATPase
Exons: 1
Coding region: 1-2550 (849 amino acids)
Biological process (GO): mismatch repair
Cellular component (GO): nucleus
Molecular function (GO): ATP binding; mismatched DNA binding; ATP-dependent DNA damage sensor activity
Source: RefSeq, a predicted model, not a curated record